ACUCAAAAAAACCUAUGAAAAAGGGCCACCAGGGGUGGACUGACAACUCAUGGGCCCCCGGGCAAUAGGGGAUCAUGGGGCCCCUGUGUCCUUGCCCAAACUCAAAAAAGCCUAUGAAAAAGGUACCAGGGGCAUCUCAUGGGGCCCCCUACUGACCCCGGGCCCUCUGGCAGUGCCUGAGUUUCCAAGUGGUUAGUCCACCCCUGAGGGCCACACCGUCACCCUUCGAAAAUACGUUUACCU
Molecule: messenger RNA, 243 nt
Organism: Staurois parvus
Lineage: Eukaryota; Metazoa; Chordata; Amphibia; Anura; Ranidae
Source: the annotation of a GenBank genome assembly